Molecule: messenger RNA, 1659 nt
Organism: Penicillium brevicompactum
Lineage: Eukaryota; Fungi; Ascomycota; Eurotiomycetes; Eurotiales; Aspergillaceae
Product: putative MFS multidrug transporter
Exons: 5
Coding region: 1-1659 (552 amino acids)
Biological process (GO): transmembrane transport
Molecular function (GO): transmembrane transporter activity
Source: RefSeq, a predicted model, not a curated record
AUGAGUCACCACGAGGAUCAUGCAUCCGAUGCUUCGGAUACGGACGUCGAGAAGCAGGACGACAAUGACGGCCAGGUUCGCUCUCCUGGAGGAACCCCAAGGUCCACCCUGCAGAGGAAAGAGGGAGCUGGGCAUGACAAGAAUGAGCUCAAGCACUGGGAAUGCUACGAUAAGCUUGGGUAUUCCUUCCCCUGGUGGAAAAAAUGGGGCAUCAUCUCUGUCAUCUUUGCCGUCCAAACAUCCAUGAACUUCAAUGCUGGGUUCUAUGCCAGUAGUGUCAGCCUCUACGCGAAGCACUUCAACAUUACCGAACAGGCCGCAAGAGUGGGCCAAAUGGGCUUUCUCGUUGCAUAUGCAUUCGGCUGCGAGUUCUGGGCGCCUUUCAGCGAGGAGUUCGGCAGAUGGCCCAUCAUGCAGCUGAGUUUGUUCUUUGUCAACAUAUGGCAGAUACCCUGUGCACUGGCUCCCAAUUUUGGCACCAUCGUCAUCUGCCGUAUCCUUGGAGGCGUAUCGUCUGCCGGCGGCUCCGUGACAUUAGGCAUGGUUGCUGAUAUGUGGGAGCCGGAGGACCAGCAAUACGCCGUGGCAUUCAUCGUCUUGUCCUCAGUGGCAGGAUCGGUGAUUGCUCCAGUUGUCGGUGGCUUCGUGGCCACCUUCCUUUCCUGGCGCUGGAACUUCUGGAUACAGUUGAUACUGGGCGGGUUUGUGCAGAUAUUGCAUUUCAUGAUUCCUGAGACCAGAUGCAGCAUUCUUAUCACCAAAGAAGCCAAGCGACGCCGCAAGAAUGGAGAUAUGGUGUGGAGUGGCGAUGAGAUCACAAAGACUCGAAUGUCCUUCCGCUGGAUCUUCAUGGUAUGGGUGCGCCCGUUUAUCAUGUUCCUGCGUGAGCCAAUUGUUCUGUGUCUGUCACUUCUCAGUGGAUUCAGUGAUUCUCUGAUUUUCACAUUCCUUCAAUCGUACACUCCAGUGUACAAGCAGUGGCAUUUCAGCACCAUUACCACUGGACUCGCUUUCCUUCCACUCUUGGUGGGUUAUAUUAUCGCCUACGUUUCAUUCAUUCCAUGGAUCCACCGGCAUUGCCGGGUUCGAGAGAAAGAUCCAGAUGGCCUUCAACCAGAAGCUCGAUUAUACUGGUUGCUAUAUGUGGCACCUCUACUGUCCAUUGGUCUAUUCGGGUUCGCGUGGACAAGUCUUGGCCCGCCUCAGGUCCACUGGAUAGCCCCCAUGAUAUUCUCCGCUCUGAUCGCCAUUGCCAAUUACGCAAUUUACAUGGCCACGGUUGAUUAUAUGAUAGCAUCGUACGGACCAUGGUCUGCCUCAGCGACAGGUGGUAACGGAUUUGCUCGCGAUUUCCUGGCUGGCAUCGCAGCGAUGUAUUCUGUACCCAUGUAUGAGCACAUGGGAACAAAACACCAUCUAGAAUGGCCUUCAACGUUCCUGGCCUUUAUGGCCAUCGUCUUCACCAUACCGAUUUACGUGUUCUACUGGAAGGGACCCUACAUUCGUGAAAAGUCACCGUUUGCACAGACUGUGGCGGCCGACAGAAAAGCAGCUGGCCGCAGGGUUUCUCAAUGUGGUUCUGGAGAUCCGGAUCCCGUCGAGCGGUAUCUGUCACGAUCUUCCAACGAAGCUUGUGCUCGUGCUCAUGCUCAUUAUUGA